UUUGCGGCGAACCACAAGUUCAGUCAUCGGCACGGUGCCCAAAUAUACAAUAAAGCGCGUCGCCAGCCGCCGCCUCCGAACAACUUGCCGCAGACGCCCUCCCGCUUCUGUCGCCUCGAGCACUUUGCACACUGCCCAGGACGUAUCCAAGCCUCUGUUUACACGAUCCCACCCGCGAGCCUCCACGCCCGCGGCCGUCACAGCAGCUGUGGUUCCCGGAUUACUGGGUGCUAGCGGAACUUCCUAAUCGGGCAUGGCUGCUAUAACGCCGCCUCGCGCGACCGAGCUACUACAUCAUCAGCAGCGCCGACGCUCAUCUGCCUCCAGCACUCCCGCAAACCCCGCCCGCCGCUCCAGCCAGCCCCUCACCGACGCGCGAAACGUUCUCAUGAGCGGCCUCAACCCGACCAAGGACCACGCGCAGCCCACGAACCCGUCGACGAGCAACGCUGAGCCUGCCCCGCGGUCUGCGCCCGCACCUACCAUCCCGUCUGCAGGUCCCCCGAAGAGCGUGCAGGCCAUCCGAGAUUCAGCCGCCCACCGUGGAGAGCUCAAGCCUCCACCCACGUCCGCCGGCGGCACCUUCCACCACACCCAUGCGACCGUGAAGGAUGGCGUGGGCGUCGCGCUGAGCGACACCCCGGCGCCGUCGCAGCCACCAAGCCCCAAGGGGGCCUUGACGAGGAACAGCAGCGCUGCCUCGACGCCCCGCAUUCGCCCCACCACUCUCGACAUCCCCGGCCUCACCAAGUCGAAGGUCUCGCCUGACGGCAAGAUUGCGUCGCGCGAUGUCGGCUCCAAGCUCGUCAUAGUCAUGGUGGGUCUGCCUGCACGUGGCAAGUCCUACAUCACCAAGAAGAUGACCAGAUACCUCAACUGGUUGCAGCACGAUACAAAGAUUUUCAAUGUGGGAGAGAAACGCCGUGUGGCCACCAGCGGGCAUGGCUUUCGCCUGUCGCAGCAAAGCUUAGAGAGGGUUCCUUCCGGGGUUAGGCACGCGCUAGAACAACACAAGGACACCCUUCCUCAGAUUGCAGCCAAGAUCCUGAUCAACGGCAAGUCGGCAGCUGCAGACAAUGGAGGAAUGGCCCCAUUGGACCUCCAAGAUCCACGCCGCGACCCGACCAACUCCACCGCCGUCGAGGAGGCCGAUGUACCCCAUGUAGAAGUCACAGCACCUGGCAAGAAGGCGGCAACACCGGAGCAGCCGGAUUUGAACGGAGGCGGACAGGAGGAAAAGGACGAGGGCAUGGACCAGUCAGCAGACUUCUUCGAUCCCAACAAUCAGAAGGGCGCUCAAAUCCGAGAGCAGUGCGCUAUGGAAACCUUGGACGACCUUCUCGAUUACAUCCUGAAUGGCAAUGGCUCAGUCGGCAUCUUCGACGCGACUAACAGCACCCUUGGACGGAGGAAGCAGAUUAUGGAGAAAAUCCGCGCAAGGGCUGGCCCAGAGCUGAACGUUCUGUUCGUCGAGAGCGUCUGCCAGGACAAGAGCCUGUUGGAGUCAAACAUGCGUUUGAAGCUAUCUGGACCAGAUUAUCAGGACAAAGACCCCUACGCUGCGCUCGAAGAUUUUAAGAAACGUGUCGCCAUCUAUGAGAAAAACUACGUUCCUAUCGGGGACUACGAGGAAGAAAACAACAUGCCAUAUGUCAAAAUGGUUGAUGUUGGCCGCAAAAUGAUCUCGCACCAGAUCAAAGGCUUCCUCGCUGGCCAAGCAGUCUACUAUCUCCUCAACUUCAAUCUCGCGCCCCGCAUGAUCUGGAUAACGCGCCACGGCGAGUCCCUCGACAAUCUCGCUGGCAAGAUUGGCGGCGAUUCAGAUCUCUCUGAGAAUGGGCGCAAAUACUCCAAAGCCAUGACUCGCUUCAUUGACAAGCAGCGCGCAGAAUGGGCCAUCCGCCAAGCAGACAAAAUGGCAAAUACACACUUUCCUCCAGUGCCUGGGGACCAUACUCCGCCCAACCCCUACUUCAGCAGCGACUUCGAGCAAAACAACUUUUGCGUCUGGACGUCCAUGCUGAAAAGAAGUGUCCAGUCCGGCCAAUAUUUUUGCGACGAGGACUUUGAGGUGAAGCAAAUGCGUAUGCUCGACGAACUGAACGCGGGCCUCAUGGAGGGCCUCACAUACGACGAAAUCCGUACCAAGCACGCCGAGGAGUACCUGCGCCGGCGCCGCGACAAGCUUGCAUAUCGCUAUCCCGGUCCCGGCGGCGAAGGCUACCUCGACGUGAUCAACCGCAUUCGCCCCGUCAUCGUGGAAUUGGAGCGCAUGACAGACCACUGUUUGCUCAUCACACAUCGCUCCGUAGCAAGAGUUCUUUUGGCAUACUUCCAGGGUCUUAACCGGGAAGAUGUCGCUGACCUUGACUGCCCGCUGGGUAUGCUGUACCAGCUUGAGCCCAAGCCGUACGGCGUCGAGUUCAAGGCGUGGCGGUACAAGCCCGAGAAAGACGAUUUUGACUACUUGCCGCUGUACAAGUUGCGUCGGGCGACAACAAACCCGCAGCUCAACUAAGCGUAGUCAUUACUGGCAUGAAAUGGCUGUUUGGGAUUGGAUUUCAAUGGGUGUAUUACUAUGAUAUGGGGGUUACGUGUUCUGGUUGCGUUGACGGUGGCAUGUCUUCUUAGAGUCCUUAAUGCUCCUUUUCACGUCUGAAUGUUUGAUGAGAUCCUCAUGCAUUUCAAGGCGUAUC
Boeremia exigua is the source of this 2696-nucleotide messenger RNA. RefSeq names its product 6-phosphofructo-2-kinase-domain-containing protein. The transcript is spliced from 2 exons. Gene Ontology annotation, cellular component: cytosol. Gene Ontology annotation, molecular function: 6-phosphofructo-2-kinase activity; ATP binding. Gene Ontology annotation, biological process: fructose 2,6-bisphosphate metabolic process; fructose metabolic process. The record is from RefSeq and is a predicted model, not a curated record. The coding region runs from base 254 to 2518 and encodes 754 amino acids. NCBI's taxonomy places the organism in Eukaryota, Fungi, Ascomycota, Dothideomycetes, Pleosporales, Didymellaceae.